AUGAUUAGUGUAACAACAGUUCUUAUCCUUGUUGUACUCGCAUAUUUUUAUCGUGAUUAUUUCACCGCAAUGCCAACAUCUAAUCCAUUAGUAAAUACUCAAGGGGAAGAUGAGAAACCAGUAGUUGAAGGGAAAUUCACUCCUGCAACAUUAGUCAGAUUCAAUGGAUCUGAUGAUCCUCAAAUCUUGAUUGCAGUCAAGGGAAAAGUUUAUGACGUUUCUCAAGGUGCAAGUUUUUACGGUCCUGGAGGUCCAUACGAGAACUUUGCCGGUAGAGACGCAUCCAGAGGACUUGCCAAAAAUUCAUUUGAAAAGGAUUGUUUGACCCCAAUUGAUCAACCACUUGAUACUUUAGAUAAUUUAUCAAAGGAUGAACAAGAAGCUUUGGAUGGAUGGGAAGAACAUUUCCUGAACAAGUAUCCAAUGGUAGGUAGAUUAAAUAAUGAGAAUUAA
Messenger RNA from [Candida] anglica, 453 nucleotides. The record is from the annotation of a GenBank genome assembly. Lineage: Eukaryota; Fungi; Ascomycota; Pichiomycetes; Serinales; Debaryomycetaceae.